Molecule: messenger RNA, 1442 nt
Organism: Acaromyces ingoldii
Lineage: Eukaryota; Fungi; Basidiomycota; Exobasidiomycetes; Exobasidiales; Cryptobasidiaceae
Exons: 5
Coding region: 37-1302 (421 amino acids)
Source: RefSeq, a predicted model, not a curated record
ACGAUUCGAAUCGCAACCCAGUCGACGAGCGCUGAGAUGGCCGAGUCAUCAGCGGCCACCAAAGGGAGGGACGACAGGCCUCAAACAGGCGUGAGGCUUGCGUGGGAUCAGGGCAAGAGCAAGGAGACGCUUGAUCACUUCUUGGACAAGCACCCUCCAUCGAGCACAAAGGGGCCUGCAGGUGGCGAUGGCUGGAUAUGGGUCCAUUCCAACCGCGGAGACACGGGCAAGCACGACCCAGAGGUCGUUGGCGAGGGCAAGAAACUGGUCGACGAUCUCAUGGCCAAGCUCAAGGAAAUCGAGGAGAAUCCCAAAAUUCCAAAAGUUAAGAGCAAGAAAUCAGGGCCAAGCAAGAAGAUGGUCAGGGAGUCGGCCGUAGAGAGGUGCGAGAGCCAGCUGCGCCAGUUGGGAAAGCGUCACUCGAGUGGCAAAUGGAUGUUCUUUGAGAAGCCCGAAUACGUCGACCGCGUCUUCGUCAAGCUGGCCCGGUCAAUCAUCGACGGACCCCUCUCGGGACUCAAGAAGGCGCGCUGCAGUACUGUCAAAGUGGCGGCGAGCGAUGCGGUCCAGCGCGAGGGCACACAUCUGAUCUGCCUCUACCUCGAUGACAUCUGGGACAAAGAAGGCGCCACGGAGGUGCUCGAGUGUGUUGUCAAGCACCAUGGCGAGAUUCCACGCUCAUCCAAAUCAGACUUAUAUACCCUAAUUGGCAUUGACAGCAAUCAUCCUUCGAAGAUGCGAUCAGCUUUGUUCCGCCCAUCAGAACUCUUUACAAUGGAGCAGCUCAAGGAAUGGCAGCAGACGUUUCGGAACGAGCGAAGUGUCAAGAGCAGGAAGAUCAGCCGGACGGAAGACGAGUCCGACUUCGCCAGUGCCUCCAGGCCUGUCAAAGCAGACGAGUUCUGGCCGACGACGAGCACGGAAGACAAGAAAGAUUCAGCGGCUCCGGAUAAAGGCACAGAAACUGUACAGAAGAAAGAGACAGAGAACACCAGCGCUAAAGGAGACGAGGUGGCAGAAGACAGCGAGACGGAAGACGAAGAGGAAGACCUGCUCGCUCCGGGAAAGACACCUCGCGACAAAGGUGGAUUUACCUCUUCUUCAUCGCCAGAGGCAUCUUCCUCAAUAAAGGCGGUCUCUUCCAGCUCUCCCACCAAAUCCUCGUCGGCAGCUGCUGCACCACCCUCCCUCGAAGAGAAGGAAAACAAAGACGAAAAGCCCCACGAUCAGAUCAAAGUCACCAUCAAUCACAACGCCGUUGCAGGAAAGAAGCGGGACCGCUUCGGUCGCUCCGAUUUCUAGUCCUGUGUAGCAUUAGAAACACAGACGUGUACUUGUACCUACGUAACAGCCUUAGAUACAGAAGCAAUCACCCAUUUCGGGAUGUGAGGCAGGACCGCAUGGUCUGGCUCUCCCUUCUGCUCGCACAGACCACGUGCAGG